GUAACUCAUCGUCCGGACUCACCGCUCCAAAUCUUAGCAGGUCCUGGAAGUGGGAAGACGAAAGUUCUGACAUCACGAAUCGCCUACAUGAUAUUGCACCAUGGCAUGGACCCGUCGUCUAUAUGCGCUGUUACAUUCACCAACAAGGCGGCCAACGAAAUGAGAGCGCGUCUCGUAAAGCUCAUUGGUAAAGAUAGCGUCAAUCAAGUGAAGUUGGGCACUUUCCAUGCGAUUUGCGCUCUCUUUCUGCGGAAAUAUGGGAUAGCGGUGGGCCUUGACGGGAACUUCACUAUAUGUGAUUCUGAUGAGAGCAAGCGAAUUGUCACGAAAUUGUUGAAGCCUUACAGCGAUUUCCUUGCGUCCAAAAACAUUUCAGUGAAUGCUGCUACGAUAUGUUCAAUGAUUUCUCGAGCCAAAUCCAAGGGGGAAACUCCAGAAGACGUCAUGCCACGCAAAGGAAGCUCAAGCAAAGCUGCUUCCAUGGAUUCAACGAAGGAAGAUAUUCAGCGCGUCUUUGCAGAAAUAUACCGCGACUAUGAGACGACUUUGCGAAAAAGCAAUAGUUUAGACUUCGACGACCUUCUUCUCUUUGGCGUAAGGCUUUUCUCACAGCACCCGAGAUAUGCUGCAUGGUGUCAGCAUAUACUUGUCGAUGAAUUUCAAGACACGAAUGCAGUCCAAUACGAGCUCAUGUGUUGCAUCGCUGCUGCCAGUCGCUGCGUGACGGUUGUUGGGGAUCCCGAUCAAUCAAUAUACGGCUGGCGAUCUGCAGACGUUACGAACCUUGGCAAGAUGCAAAACGACUUCUCGAAUGUAGCGCAGGUCAUGCUUGAGCAGAACUACCGUUCAGCAGGAUCUAUCCUUGCCGCAAGCCUCGCCAUCAUCUCGCAAGAUACAUCGCGGAUUGCAAAAACCCUGCGUACAUCUCAUCCACUCGGGCCACUCCCGAUGCUCCGUUCGUUCCCUACAGAACAUGACGAAGCCGGUUUCAUUGCAUGGGAGAUCAACCGCAUGAUAGCACAAUCAGGAGGGAUGUUAGGGUUUGGAGACUUCGCGGUUCUUCUGCGUUUUAAUGCCAUAUCCAGAUCAAUCGAGACCGCGCUUCAAAAGGAAGGUAUCCCCAAUCGAAUACUUGGUGGACAUCAGUUCUUCCAACGGGCAGAAAUCAAAGAUAUAUUGGCGUACCUUCAGCUCGUGGACAAUCCACAAUUUGAGCCAGCAUUUUCUCGUGCUAUCAACAUUCCUUCCCGGGGAAUUGGAGACAAGUCUCUCGCCGAAAUCCUUUCACGAGCACAGAAUCUCAGCAUCUCACCGUUGACUCUCGUCGAACGCAUCCACGACUCCAUAAUUCCUGAUCUGAAACCAUCUGUAAAACGCAAGGUCCAAUCCUUCGUGAAUGUGAUACGGUCCCUGAGAUCGUCUGCCACCGACGGGAUGGAACCAGCCGAGUUGAUUGGCGAGUUGGUCGAGCUCAUCGGGUACCAAGAACAUCUGAAGAAAUCGCAACCUGACUGGGACACACGAUGGGAGAACGUUCAGGAACUGAUUAAUUUCGCGAGCGACGCCACUGCUGACGCCUCAAAGAUUCCUGUUGUUAGUGGAGACGAGUCAUCAGAUACUCCGCUAAGGCAGUUCUUGCAAGAAUCAAUGCUAUCAUCUGCAGGUGAUCAGUCGGACGAGAACGAUGACGAGAAAGUGUCUAUUGCGACUUGUCACGCUGCGAAAGGCCUUGAAUGGCCAGUCGUUUUUGUCCCAGCAGUGGAGGAGGGAACCUUCCCUUUUUACCGACGCCUUCUAUAUGUUGCAUGCACGCGAGCGCAGACGUCACUUUACCUAACCCACACCUCAGGGCGCAAGGUUGCUGGCGUCAUCAAACCCCGAGACCUGUCUAAAUUCAUCUCUAAAAUCUGCUCCAAGCAUCCGCCGUUGUUUUCCGAUAUGCCUCAUACUCACUCCACUCAAGACCUUCGUCUUAUAGCAAGAAUUUUGGAUAGAGGGUCACGCAUACCUGAUGAGCUGGAAGUGAAGCGACGAAUGACAACGUUGUGCGUUAUCGUCUGUUUGACGAGUCUCGAAGGUGGCUUCAGCUAA
This is a messenger RNA of Suillus clintonianus, 2091 nucleotides long. Its product is annotated as P-loop containing nucleoside triphosphate hydrolase protein. Gene Ontology annotation, molecular function: hydrolase activity; 3'-5' DNA helicase activity; ATP binding. The annotation marks the transcript as partial. The record is from RefSeq and is a predicted model, not a curated record. NCBI's taxonomy places the organism in Eukaryota, Fungi, Basidiomycota, Agaricomycetes, Boletales, Suillaceae. Gene Ontology annotation, biological process: recombinational repair. Gene Ontology annotation, cellular component: nucleus. The transcript is spliced from 14 exons.